GAAAACCAGAGACGCAUUGGCGAUUGUUAUUUCUAGCGAGGUGAAUGUUUGGAAUUUAACGGGUGAUGCAAGUUAUCAUCAUAGGGCAGAGAUAUCCGAGGUGAAACACUGAAAAUCAUCCUACACACUCAAGUUUCAGGUUGCAGUCACAUAUCAGUACACCGCUUUGGAUCUGUUUCCUGGGUUUGUGACCUUUGACCGAAUGGAGACCACCAAUCAGCCGCAGACCCCCCAUUCUCCCACCCCCACCAAGGAUACUGGACUGAUUCCCCAUUCUCUGGCCGCUCCUGACAUUGUGGUCUUAGUCCUGUACUUUGUGUUUGUGAUGGCUGUAGGACUGUGGUCAAUGUGGAAGACAAAGAGGAACACUGUGGAGGGGUAUUUCCUUGCUGGGAAGAACAUGGUUUGGUGGCCGGUGGGGGCGUCGCUCUUCGCCAGCAACGUGGGAAGUGGCCACUUUAUCGGACUGGCCGGGUCAGGCGCAGCGGCUGGUAUCAGCGCCACUGCCUACGAGUGGAGCGGCAUGAUUGUGGUGCUUCUGCUUGGCUGGAUCUUCCUCCCCAUCUACAUCGCCUCACGGGUGACGACGAUGCCGGAAUAUUUGCAGUGCCGAUUUGGGGGGAAGAGGAUCCAGCUCUAUAUUGCCAUUUUGUACUUAUUUAUUUAUAUCUUUACAAAAAUAUCGGUGGAUAUGUAUGCCGGAGCCUUGUUCAUCCAGCAGGCUCUACACUGGGACCUGUACCUGGCUGUGGUUCUGCUCCUGGUUGUCACUGCUCUCUACACUGUGGCAGGUGGUCUGGCUGCUGUUAUUUACACGGAUGCCCUGCAGACCGUUGUCAUGCUGGUUGGAGCCAUAAUCCUCAUGGCAUUCAGUUUUGUGGAAGUUGGGGGCUGGGAAGCUUUACUGGACAAGUACCCGGAGGCGAUCCCCACACUAAGAGACCCCAACACUACCUGUGGUAUCCCGCGUGCUGACGCCUUCCACCUCUUACGGGACCCUGUGACCUCUGACCUCCCCUGGCCCGGGGUCCUGUUUGGAAUGACCACCCCCUCCAUCUGGUACUGGUGCACAGAUCAGGUGAUUGUUCAGCGAUCUCUGGCAGCUAAGAACCUGCUCCAUGCUAAGGGUGGUUCCCUGCUGGCUUCCUACCUGAAGACCCUGCCUUUCUUCCUCAUUCUCCUGCCCGGGAUGAUCAGCAGGGUGCUUUUCCCCGACGAGGUGGCGUGUGUGGACCCUGACGUGUGUAAGGAGCUGUGUGGGAACCCUGUUGGGUGCUCAGACAUUGCAUACCCCAAACUAGUGAUGGAGCUCCUCCCCUCAGGUCUGAGGGGUCUGAUGAUGGCAGUGAUGAUAGCGGCUCUCAUGUCCUCCCUCACCUCCAUCUUUAACAGCUCCAGCACCAUCUUCACUAUUGACGUGUGGAAAACCCUGCGCCGCAGUGCCUGCGAAUGGGAGCUGAUGGUUGUGGGCAGGGUGUUUGUGCUGGUUCUGGUUGCUGUGUCGGUGCUGUGGAUCCCGCUGCUCCAGGCUGCACAGGGAGGGCAGCUCUUUAUCUACAUCCAGUCCAUCAGCUCAUACCUGCAGCCGCCAGUCUGCAUCGUUUUCAUGGCCGGCUGCUUCUGGAAGAGGACCACUGAGAUGGGGGCCUUCUGGGGCCUGAUCCUGGGCCUGCUGGUGGGCUGCGUGCGGAUGGUUCUGGACUUUGUGUACCCGGCCCCGCUCUGCCACGAGACGGACUCCAGGCCCAGCGUGGUGAAGUACGUGCACUACCUGUACUUCUCCAUCAUACUGUCGCUUCUCACCGCCUUCAUCACCGUCGUCAUCAGCCUGGCCACCGAGAAACCGUCUGAAGACCAGAUCAGUGGGCUGACAUGGUUCACGCGGUUCGACGACGUGAAGAGGAGGAAUGCGAGUGUGGAGGCGGGGAUCUCCACGGAGCAGGACCCAAAGAACCUUCCGGAGGAGUCGCUGAGCAGCGGGGGAGGUGCUGGCCCAGCGAGGAGGGGCUCCCUCUCCACAGUGGAUGGCAAUGAAGGGGUCAUGUCCCGGCUGAAGUCCGGCCUCCUGUGGGUGUGCGGGAUGGAGCGAGAGGGGACAGAGCCUAGUCAGCAAGCCCCGACCCCUCCAGUGGAGACCGCGCGCUUGCUGGAGGAAGAUCCCAACAUGAGGAACGUCGUCAACGCCAACCUCAUUGUGUGCAUGUCUGUUGCGGUCUUUCUCAUUGGCUACUGGGCCUAGCGUGAGCAGUCUGAACCAAUGACAUCCGAGCACCGAGGAGAAGCCUGGAGACUGGAGUGGUGAGACUGUUUAAAAGGGCGAAUAGGAUCGUGCGGACCAUAACAAAGUGUGGUUGGGUUGACCUGGCCUGGUCUUAUGGAACACGAUAGCAGCGGUCGCAAUUUGGCACAUUGUCAAGAACUGGCAGCUGCUAAUUACUGCCCCUUUAAAAUGGAUAUCAAAUCAAAGCAAAUGCUAAAAAGCUCAAAUCAGUGCAUUGACACAUUAAAUAUUCAAUGUUCAAUAAAUUUUGCAGCAGAUUCAUAUUAAAAGUAUAUUUACUAAAUUACGAUAAUUAUAUUUCUUUAUAAAGUGUUAUGAGCAGCCUAAGCCUGCCCAGUAGAUCUUGACCGCAUGCUGUGACGCUGUGGAUGAAGUUCCUUUUUAGCCAAGUCAAAUAGCGUUUACUGUACAGUUCUUCCCUUUUUACAGACAGAACAAUGUGAAGUUUAUUGAUUACAAAAUCAAUAAAGAGACUGCUUCCUGAUCAGUUAAGUUGAAGUUGAAUUCAGAAAAACAAUAUGCGUCUGGCAAGAUAUUACACAGUGCAAUUCACUUUUUCCCCCUUUUUUAUUUUGAGAUGGGAGCAUAUAAACCAAGAAUACAUUUUAAAUGCGUACAUUUUCUGAAUAAAACGCUAGCUGAGGCUCAAAUACAGCAUGGAAGAUCCAAAUCCCCACCCAUACAAAGGCAAUACGGCGUAUUUGGAAGUUCACUUAAUCCCAAG
Molecule: messenger RNA, 3005 nt
Organism: Conger conger (European conger)
Lineage: Eukaryota; Metazoa; Chordata; Actinopteri; Anguilliformes; Congridae
Gene: slc5a11
Product: solute carrier family 5 member 11
Exons: 16
Coding region: 203-2239 (678 amino acids)
Biological process (GO): transmembrane transport
Cellular component (GO): plasma membrane
Molecular function (GO): D-glucose:sodium symporter activity
Source: RefSeq, a predicted model, not a curated record